Messenger RNA from Aedes albopictus (Asian tiger mosquito), 5336 nucleotides. Its product is annotated as alpha-protein kinase 1. The coding region runs from base 2356 to 4260 and encodes 634 amino acids. Lineage: Eukaryota; Metazoa; Arthropoda; Insecta; Diptera; Culicidae. The record is from RefSeq and is a predicted model, not a curated record. The transcript has 8 exons. Gene Ontology annotation, cellular component: plasma membrane. Gene Ontology annotation, biological process: actin cytoskeleton organization.
UACGACGACUGAGACCAUCAUCCGCUCAGCAGAUGCUUUGGCCCAGUCCAAACAAGACGCCAGCCAGCCGUUCAGUUGCGUUCGACCCGUUCGACAGUGCAGUCAGCGUAGUAGCUUCGUGUGUUCUCGCGAGUUGUGUCGUAUGUUAUUGGCACAGGCUGGAAGGUGGAAGGUGUGUGUUGAUUGUUGAUGUCAUCAAGGUGUGUGAAGAAGCGUGGCUCGUUGAAGAGAUAUGUUGGUAUAAACCUAAUCACGGCACUACACAGCUUUGAUAGCGAGGUGCACGGGGUGCACAGGGAAGGUGUUCUGUUUGGGUUGAUGUGUUAUCAAUUCCGAAGAAAUCUUUGUCUGAAGUGUGCAGUAUAAUCUGGUCGUGCGAUCGUCGCCAGUCGUGACUCAAGGGAAGACCCUCGGCUCCGACCGGUAGAAGACUGUGUUUGUGCGUGUUCGUUUUCGGACACAUUCCGAUACAUUACUGUGUAGUCUUCUUUGAGUCGAGAGAGAAAGACGAAUGGAGGAUGGAUGUGCCGUGGAGAGAAUGAAUAAAAGUGCAUUCAAGUGAGGUGAAGAAGGAAAAUUCAAAAGAAAAGAGUGAAUGGAUGGAUGGGAAGAGAUCAUCAGUGACCAGAAGAAAGUUUUUCGUUUGUCGGGAAAGAUGUUUCUCCGUCAAUUAGUGCGUUGAUUUGACGAGUUUAAACAAUUUUCGAUAUUUGCUAAGUGGAGGGUUGACCUCCACUCCAACUCCAGGGUGUUCAGUGGUGCUCGCCCAGAGUGUUAAAUUCAAACAUUCCAGUAGUGUACGGGUUUCAAGUGGUCGGUCGGUGAUUCACACACUAUCGGAAGAGAUCGCUCAAUGGUAAUUGAUUGAUUGCCACUAUAAAUGCUCGGUUCCCGGUGCUGAAUGGCUGCGAUGGAAGCUAGUGGAUGUGGUGUAAUAUAAAACGAAUGUGUCUACAUAAUAACUAAGCAUAACUGGUUGGCACUACUCGCGUGUCGAUGAUCUUUCGAAAUAUUAGCACCAGUUUGGCCCCGUAGCAGUUUUGGGGGCGUGAAAGAAUUUUGAUUUCAAAUUGAGGCUACAUCAAUGCAACUCGAUGGCGACGUGAAGAAGUAACUGUGUCGAACAUUGACUUAAAAUUGUUUGAUGGAACCUUGGCCUCCAUGCAAAUAUAAAAAAGUGCUCACAGACAAAGCCGCAUCUAUUGCUAGAUAAACCCAAGAAGCGCCAAAAAAUUAAGCACGCGUGGAAAUUCCCGGCACUUGGCUGCCAGUCUAAUGCUUGAAGAGCCUUGACUGAAAAAAAAAACGCAGUGAAACGACGUAAGAAAUACUACACCUCGCCACAUUUCGCGCGCCGGGCUCCUCCUAGCCAGGUUUUAACGAUCUCUCGAUUCGCAAUUCCUAACGUAGAGCGGCAGCUGAUUAUUCCAUAACCAACCGGCAGCAACCAACAACUGUCGAUGCGAAAUAGAGAUAUGCUUCCCGCAUGGCUGCCGCCCGCCAUUCGACUAUACCUACAGCCAGCCAGUCAGUCAGUCAGUGACUGUGCGGUACUAAGAAGUCGUCGUAAGUGAAGUACGGAAAAAUAAAUCACACUCGAGGGGUUUCCACACAGACUGUAGCAACAACGCGUCUCUGCGUAUCGCGUAUCGCUUCGGACAUUGAUGUGCGCUGCUGCUGCUGCGUCUUGGAAAUGGGAAAUUCAGACGAAGAAGAGUUGAGCGUAAAUAAUCCUCCGCCGCGAUAUCUUUGAAACAACGAAAAUAGGAAAGGAAAAGUGAAAGAUUGCCCACGGACCGACCAACAAACGGUCGGCUGACUGCUCGCGGUGGCCAGCUGACUCCACGGCCUGUCGGUUCUUCUUCGAAUUCGGCCGAGGUUAGACGCGGAAAGUGGAGUGGAUCCCGGAAUGGCCCCAACGACGAUGAUGACGACGACGUCGGUAGCAGUGUGUGAAGAUAUACGCAAUUUACGCUCCAAGUGAUGAGAAAGUGUUGAUUUAUAAUAAUUUUCUGCUUUUUUUUCCUGUGAAGAGAUUCGGCUCGGGUGAAGAAGCCCUGAAGUGAGUGGUGCCAAUAAAAUUUAGUAGAAAACUUCCAAAACGUCUCUCCCGGCGGCGAGUAUCCGCGAGCGAGCGAUUUAUGCGGGUGUCAGUGGAAAGUGCGGGGGCUACGUUAAUUAAGAUUUAUUGUUCGACUAAAAGUUGAACAAUCCGGUUGAAGAAGGAAAAGAGGCCGCACUUGAGUGUGUAAAGGAGCGAAGUGAGUGUCGAAGUUGAGGGGUCAGAGUGAGGGUUUACAGAAGAAGAGUUCAUAAAACAGCUUCAAAGUGUCGCUCAAGGGGGUAGCAGCUAAGAUGCCGCCGGUCAAUAUGCCGGAAAACGGUGGAUCUGGACCGCCUAGUCGGACACCGUCUAUCAUGGACAGUCCCACGUUGGCCCGGGUCGAAAGGGCUCGACUGCGGCAGGAGGCCGGUGCUAAUGGGAGCAGCCAGCGAGAGGAUAGCUUGGAGCGAGCGUUGCUGGAUCCAAAGAAGUCGCUGCUAAUUGGCCGUAUUCCGGUGGCCCAGAUGACCGGACCGAUCAAGCGGGGUCUACUCUGGCAGCAGCGGGACCGGCUUUUCUCCCGAUGGAAGGAAAGAUAUUUCAUUCUGACACGUGAUUAUCUCAACUGCUUCAAACGGGCGUCUGGAUCGGCAUCGGAGAAGAUUUCCGACAUGGGCCAGUUUAUUUUCAAGAUUAAACUGGUAGACGUGGAGAAGGUCGAGUGGUUGAACCGCCGGUCGUACAGCGCAAUUGGCUUGCUUCUCGGGUCCCGAGAGGGUCGUGUCUUAUUGCGCUGCGACCAAGGUCUGGAGGAUUGGUUCGAGCUGCUGGAGGAAUGCACCCUGAGUAGCAAGGAACGUCGUCGCGCCCUUCGCCUAACGCAGGGACCGCGAUCGCGUGCCUCGCUUGCUGCUCCGGUGUCUCACACCUCGCUGCAAAACAACCAUCUUGGCCUCGGCGGAACCUACUCGGGUGCGAUCGAAGACUGGCUCAUGUCCCGGCACCACAAAACGUCCAGCAACCAUCACCAUCUGCACUUCCUACACUCGGAUUCCGUGCCGGAUCUGAGCACCAUCAAUGAGAAUGGGCUCAUCAGUGGAAUGCUGACUAACCACUCGACGCCCAAGAAGGUCCCAAAUGCGCGGCACAACUUCAUUGGAAGCUCAUCCAACGGCUAUAACAGUCACAAUGGAAGCUACAGCAACGGGUUCCCGUAUUCGCCGCUGAAGAAGCUGUCAGACAACUUCCUCAACGGCAACAGCACCUACAUCAUCAACGACGAAGAUGAGGAAGUGGAACUGAGACGAGGAGGACGAUACAGGGACAAUGAUGAUCUUUACCGACGGCCCUUGGGACCGUCCGGGAACGACAGCAAUAGACAUUCACUACUAACCGAUCUGGACUUUUCGGCCUGUGAUAGUGGCCUGGAUACGCCACCCUCGACGCACCGUCCGUCCAGCUGCCGCGACAAUGUGUUCAUGAUUGCAGCCUAUAACCACCACAACCAAAGCAUCAGCAAGGAUAAAACCACCGACACGGGAAUCAGUUCCUCCCGUGGUACUUUGGUUUCGCCGGCCAACAGCAUCCGCCACGGCUUCCUCAAUAACAAUAACAACAACAUGAACAGUUACGGUUCACGAUAUAGCGUCCAGGAGCAGAAGAUCCUUCGGGCUCGCAACAACGCCGAAGAGAACAAGAACUCGAUCCGAUCGAUUCGUGCCGAGUUCUUCGAGCAGAACAAAUACAACAACAACAUCACCAACGGACAUCACUACCAUCCACAGCAGGGAAGCAUUGGAAGCAAUGGAAACAUACAUCAGUUGCAGCAGCAACAGCAACAACUAUCCCAGCAUUACCACCAUCACAAUCAUCAGCAUCAGCACCAACAUCUGCUGCAACAACAGCAACAACAACAGCAGCACAUUAACGGCCUGAACAACAAUCCUAACGGGCACUACCAACAGCAGCCGCAGCCGCAGCAACACUACAAUGGCAACAGUAUUAACAACGGAAGCGUCAACGGAAACGGGACAGCGGCGUUGCGAGAUCGCUACCAGCAUCCGGCACUGGCGGCAAUCAUCAACGAAUCGCAGGGAAUGAAGUUUAGAGAUCGUUCCUACUCGGACUGCCAGCAGGUACCGCGCCGACAGUGGACUAGCAACACGCCCAGUCCCAAACGCAUUCCAUUCCUGGGAACACCGCCGACCCGUGUCUAAGAACGGAAUUCCAGUCGGACACUCCCAGUGUAAAUCCAAAUACCUAGCCGUUAGAACUACCACACCGUCGAAUUUCAAAUUCACGCGGAUACCGAAUUAUGCGAUAGAAGAAAAAAAAACAUAGUGAGUGAUUAGUUUUUCGAAACCUACCGAUAUAGUAAUUCAAACUCGUAGACCAUUAGCAGUAGUGAAGCCCAUUUUGUACCCCGUUUUGUAGAUUUGACGAUGAUAUUCGAUUCAAACCUGCUCGGCUUAGUCCCCCCUAGAUUAGUUGUAGACUUGUUCUGAAUCUCAACAGUCGCAAACAUAUCAACCAGUCAAACAGUUUCACCACGUUCGAAUACCGAUUUCGAACUGAAGAUACUUUCACCUCUCCUUGAAUUUUACGAAGAACAAUAACACAGGGCAAAAAAGGAGCUCGAAGCUCUUUCACACAAACUCGAACAAAAUAAUCAAAACGAUUCGUAUACUUUCAAAGCUAGAAUGUCGUUGUCGUAACGUCGUAAGAAAGCCAGGCAAAUCAAAAUCAAAGAAAAAUUCAACGAAUACAGUAGGAGAGAAGUUUACUUACAACUUUUAGGUCAGCUUUUAGGAUGCACUAACUGUGCUUAAAAUGUGUUGUUAUUGCUUUCGAUCGAAAUUUUAGCUUCCGCGUGUUUCGGAUGCAAUUUGUCUUGAUUGAAAAUCAGAGUUCGGUUUUGUUUUAGCAAUAAGGCGUCGUGUUCUCACACAACGAUCGAAGUAGAACUUUGAUCAGUUAGUUGAUGAAACGUUCGAUGCACGCAGUGUGUUUUGAGCUGUUCCGUAUUCACCUAUUAAUCCAUUCAUUAGUCAGCGUUAGGUUCCCUACUAGAGUUAUGCUAGAUGCUAAGGAGCAAAAUCGAAACGAAGAAACAAAACGCCAAGUGUUCACAUUUUAGAUUCUAACGAAUGGAGUGCGGAGUUCACCCUCUUUCUAUACAUGAGGACGACGCCCGCACUGACGAAUAAGGGUCUAGUAAUGAUGGUUUUUGUUUUCGUACGUAGAAAAAUUCGUGUUUAGGUGAUAUGUAUAUGAAAUAAAAUCAAAAAUCGAA